This is a messenger RNA of Phytophthora infestans T30-4, 2889 nucleotides long. RefSeq lists its product as uncharacterized. NCBI's taxonomy places the organism in Eukaryota, Oomycota, Peronosporomycetes, Peronosporales, Peronosporaceae. Bases 1 to 2889 code for a protein of 962 amino acids. The transcript has 2 exons. The record is from RefSeq and is a predicted model, not a curated record.
AUGGAGAACGCAGAGAGCGGACUCAAAAGCCCACCACGGUUGAAUCCCGACGCGGUGGCCGCGUUCAUGAACAAUCUCAUCUACACUUUCUUGUCAGAAAUGGGUGUGAUCAACAAACUUCAGGCCGGGGAGAAAGUUUUGGUCGUCGCCUAUUCGCACAGUUUUAAGGGGUUUGCUACUCCGAAAAAACUUCAAGCGAACAAAGACAUCGUAUGUGCAAUUUUAUACGGAGCAAUCCCCGGUGUCUACGGAAGCGAUAUCAUAAGCGGCGACCUUGCCAGGAGUGUAGCGGCAGCUGCGGUGAAUGCCUGGAUAGAUGAGUUUGGGGAAAAGGACUCGGCUUCUCCCCCAGUUUUGUCCCAAGGGCUCAUGCAACAGCUCAAGCUCGCGUUUUCCGAGACACAAUACCACGGCAAUGCGCACGAAGAGUUUGCAGACUACCUCUGGCGCUGCUGGAAGGUUUAUGACUCUGAUAUGUUCAGGGCCCUGUACGUGACGGUCGUUCAGAGCUCGGGCUUCGGGAAGAGUCGGAUGCUGUUCGAGUUGGCGCUCAAGGCAAAGGAUCAGGGCUCUCAGAUAAAAGUCCUGUAUACGUGCGCUCGCUUACACGGAUCGACGGGGUAUCCAGAGGCAACCAAAAAUCUCCGCUACUGGCUAAUCCCAGAGUCUUCUUCUGUCGAGCAGAUUGCUUCUCGUUUGGAAGCCAUCUACAACUAUGCGAUAAAGAAUUGGGAAGAAGUUCAACGUGAGUGGAUCAAGCUGUUUAACGAGAAGGAAAGUGAUGAGUCUGUUCGAAACAACCUAUUUCAGCAAGCAGAAAACGAUAAGAAGGUCAAAAAGAAGAAAAUCGAUGACUCUUUAGUAAAGAAGAAACAGGACGGCAAGAUGGUGGUGCUGGUGGUUGACGAAGCUAGAUCCCUACUUAAUGAGAAGGCGGACCCAGGCGCGUUAACAGUCAAAGUCAAUGAUUUUCGUCUAUUUCGACGAGCGCUUGCUUUGGUCAACAACAGAAUCGGAGCAGAAGGAGGCAUUUUCGCGGUGUUGGUCGAUACGAACUCCAAGAUCUCGGACUUAACUCCAUCGCUAGCAUCCGACCCGUCUUCUCGAAAUUACAAAAACAGCACUGGACUGGAGACGUUCCCUCCUUUUGUGCUGACUCACACUAUGGAUGAACACUGGCAUCAGUACUUAAAGCGCAGUGGAGGUGGACAGCUGGAAAAUCUAAGUGAGGAGGCAAAGCUUAGGAUGGAAAUACAGUCGUACAAGGCGAUUGUGACCGGGAGCGAGAACGAUGCUUGGAAUGCGUUGCUGCGCAUGGGCCGCCCAAUGUGGUGGAGCAUUUUCACCGAUCGAAAUGGAAAGCCACAAGCUUCUUCUGGUGAUCUAGUCACCCUAGCAGCAAAUAAGCUGCUACUGGGAAACGAUUUUAAGCAAGAAGCCUCAUACAACGAGAAGACCAUGUUUGGUGUUGCGGCGAUGCUCUGUCGACUGGGUGUACGUCCAUACUCAACGUCGACGUUGGCGUCGCAGGUUGUCGCGGACUUCAUGGCUGUCCUCGCCUACGUGACAUUCGAGAGAGAGGGCUACUUGAGUAGCUACGCGUCGGAUCCGGUGCUUGCGCUGGGUGCGGUUAAAGUGUGGUAUGCCCUGAAGGAAGGCUUGUCGACGUAUAUCCUUCCGCAGCUGAAUAAGUUGAUCCUGGACGAAGCACUGGAGACAGGUGGGAUUUGUGAAAUGGUCGCUCGCAUUUUGCUCCUUCUCGCGAUGGACCAGUGUGUGAUGGGGGAUCGAAGCAAGCCAAAAGGCCAAUUUGUGUCGGUGGAGUCGUUUUUGAACGUGAUGGGGUGCGAUAAAAUCGAAAUCUAUCGCAAGGGAAUGUUCUUUGGAGAAAAAGAAAAGUUUAACACGUGGAAGUCAGGUUGGAAGUACUGGCGCGUGGGGUUCACUCACUUCAUACAGUUGCAAGCUGAACCGAAUGAAGAUACGCUGUGGUAUUUACUUGGGCGUCGGGCUGCGGGUACUUUCCCGCGCAACCAGCUUGAAGCAGAUCUGAUGAUCCCAGUAUUUUGGAACAAAGAUGGCGAGAAGGAGCGAGUGUCAUUCAUGCUCAUUCAGGUGAAAAGCCAUAUACCAAAAGACGAUGGUUUCUCCCAAGCAGCAUCGAAGAAGCUGUCUCAUUGGUUCGUGUUUGAAAGUCCGUAUCCGAAAGGCAAGAAACCUAAUGAGGAUUUGGCUGCAGAUCCAGCGCAGAAGAAAGGCACGGUGAAUGAAAACCCCUUGAUCAAGACGCCAGUUGAAAAUGUUCUUCGCAUUUACAUGAAUUUGCGCGAAAAAGUACCUUUCGAUGGAAAGUCGCGGAACAAUUCCUGGCGGUUCAUCUAUACCACGUCGUUGAAUGAGGACAACAGCCCUCCUGGACUCCAGACUGGAGCGCAAGCAAAAGAUACGAACGUUUACACGCUUUGUUUUCGCUCGCUGUGUUGGGAGACGUAUCCCUUUUUAACUGAAGAUGUGGCUCAAUGUCUCGCGAGUAUUGUGGCGUCUCAAUGGGAUCCCAUGGCACUUGUAGACGGUGAUCUGGAACGUCGUGAUAAAGGCACUGAGGCCGAAACGCUACAGGAGGCUCUAACAAGAGCGAUGCCAGACCAUGAGUUAAAACAGACGGCGCGCCGUGGGCUUGCCUGCCCUCCCGGUCACAAUCUGAAAUACCAAGAUGAAAAGUCUAAAAAGAAGAAGUGUCGCUCGGGAGGUCAGAAACGGGCUGCCAAACGUGGCAAAGGAUCAGCUCGCUGCCUUCAACCGCGACGGCUUCCUCGUCGUCCCGGGAACUUCAUUCACGCCGAGUGCACGUUCCAGGGGGCAACCCGUGAUUAUUUUCUCGUCGCUUGA